Molecule: messenger RNA, 759 nt
Organism: Pipistrellus nathusii (Nathusius's pipistrelle)
Lineage: Eukaryota; Metazoa; Chordata; Mammalia; Chiroptera; Vespertilionidae
Source: the annotation of a GenBank genome assembly
AUGGCCGCCGAAAUGGAGGCACAGAGCGCUGGGGCCGAGGACGGUUUCACUCAGGUCACCCGCAAGGGUGGCCGGAGAGCGAAGAAAAGGCAGGCGGAGGAGCUGUCCGCGGCCGGGGAGGGCGGGGACGCGAGCCGCAUGGACACCGAGGAGGCCCGGCCGGCGAAGAGGCCGGUGUUCCCGCCCCUGUCCGGGGACGGGUUUCUGGAUGGGAAAGAAGAAACAAGGAAAAUUCCAGUCCCGGCUAACAGAUACACACCAUUAAAAGAGAACUGGAUGAAGAUAUUUACUCCUAUUGUAGAACAUUUGGGACUUCAGAUACGCUUUAACUUGAAAUCGAGGAAUGUAGAAAUCAGGACUUGUAAAGAAACUAAGGAUGUUAGUGCUCUGACAAAAGCCGCCGAUUUUGUGAAAGCCUUUAUUCUCGGAUUUCAGGUAGAGGAUGCACUUGCUCUCAUUAGGUUGGAUGACCUCUUCUUAGAGUCUUUUGAAAUUACAGAUGUGAAACCUCUAAAGGGAGACCACCUGUCAAGGGCAAUAGGAAGAAUCGCUGGCAAAGGAGGAAAAACCAAAUUCACCAUAGAGAAUGUGACACGGACUCGGAUAGUUCUAGCUGAUGUGAAAGUUCAUAUCCUUGGCUCUUUCCAAAACAUCAAGAUGGCAAGAACUGCCAUCUGCAACCUCAUCCUGGGAAAUCCUCCAUCAAAGGUUUAUGGCAAUAUUCGAGCUGUGGCUAACAGAGCAGCAGAUCGAUUCUGA